UAGAGCCGUAACAGGGGAUGAAAGUGAGAAAUGGAUUCAACAUUACUCAUCGUUGCAUCAAAUCCUUUUAGUGGGUGAUGGUGAUUUUACAUUUUCGUUAUGUUUGGCUGAAGCAUUUGGUUCUGCAUCAAAUAUGGUGGCUACAUCACUUGAUCAGUAUGAUGUGGUGAUGAAGAAUUACCAGGACGCAAAAUCAAAUUUGGAGAGUUUACUAAAACUUGGAGCAACAAUUAUGCAUGGUGUGGAUGCCACCAAAAUGAAACUUUAUCCCGACUUACAAAGGCGGAAAUUUGAUCGAAUUAUUUAUAACUUUCCACAUGCCGGAUUCCAUAGAAAGGAAAAUCAAGUUCACCUGAUCAAGAUGCACAAAGCUUUAGUGCAGGGUUUUUUCAGGAAUGCAAGCCAUAUGCUUAGACCCUCUGGUGAAGUUCACAUUAGCCACAAGACAGCACCACUAUAUGAUGGCUGGAACCUUGAAGAUCUUGCUUGGAAACACAAUCUGGCAUUAGUUGGGAGAGUUGAAUUCAGAAAAGAAGACUAUCCAGGUUACAAGAACAAGAGAGGAUCUGGGCCAAGAUGUAAUGAGCCAUUGCCUUUAGGAAAAUUCAGUACUUUCAAGUUUCAAUUUAAGAAGACUGAUCUUGAUUAUAUUCACACUGCACCAUACCAGAUUCAAAUAACACAACAAGAUGUUCAAAACCCACCUCCAUUUGAGCCUAGUCAUAUUUCUGCACUUCCCCAAAAUCAAGCGGUCCGACCACAUGCUCAUAAUCCUACUCUACUUCAUGUUUAUAAUCCUCCUAGGCUCCAAGUUCAGCAAAUGCCAUCUCAACCUCAAUACCGAGUUCUAUUUGAUGUUGGUUGUCCUCUUGCGAAAGUGAAUAGGCCAAGUAACUCUAGGUAUUUUGAUUCACCAUAUGCUCCGAAGGUUUCUGAUAAAUGUUAUUGGAUCUUUUAUGAGUAUUUUGCAGACACCGAGAAAAUGUUCGGGAGAACAGGCUACCAUGUUGGCCGGGUUGUUCACGAAACUCUGAGAACUGGAUUCGAUAGAUGCAUGAUAGAAGCCAAAGAAAGAAAUCUUACUGGUUAUAUAAUGCAUCUUGAAGAACUUCAUCAUUACAGUGUUUCAAGAUCAGAGUGGUUGCAUAGAAUGUUGUAUUAUCUUGAUAAGCAGCAGAAGAUGUUGAGGCUGAGUUCUGUGAAGUUUUUUGUCUGGGAAGGAAGUUCCCUGAUUUUGUGCAGUAUCUGUUGCAUUUUCCAUCCAUACGCGAUUGUGCUUUAUACUGCUUUGUCUGAGUCUGUGAAGUCCAUUGAUUUUUCUCUUGUGAUGCGUCUUGCUAAUAGUAUAAGAAGUUCUGUCAGACGCCUUUUAAGAACGGGUUUAUUUCUGCACUAUCCACCACGUGCACCUUUCAUUGUCAAUGCUCUAAAUACAUCUAGUACUAUAACUGUAACUUAUCAUGGAGUCUGUCAGUCGCGACCUGCUAUAGGUCUGAUACCUCAUGGUGAUGAGAAAUUGAAGAAAAAAGAAAAAAGUAAAAGAAAUUAUGGAAAGUUGAUUAUUAAGAGAACAGUUGAGAAGCAAAGGAAAGACAGAGUUGGGGUGUUUCAUGAGUGUAUCAAAUACGUUCAAGAUAAUCUGGAGAAGAUUAAAGAAUGUUAUUCAGAUCAGUUUGCUUUUGAAGAUGAAGAGUUUAUAAAAUUUAUUGUCAUUGAUGGAUUGUUCUUGUUGGAAUUCUUGCAAAUAAUUUCAGCCAAAGCAGAUGAUCGUCAUUUAUACCAAAUGGUGUAG
Molecule: messenger RNA, 1792 nt
Organism: Papaver somniferum (opium poppy)
Lineage: Eukaryota; Viridiplantae; Streptophyta; Magnoliopsida; Ranunculales; Papaveraceae
Exons: 8
Coding region: 134-1792 (552 amino acids)
Biological process (GO): rRNA base methylation
Cellular component (GO): cytoplasm
Molecular function (GO): rRNA (uridine-N3-)-methyltransferase activity
Source: RefSeq, a predicted model, not a curated record